CUCACUCUGCUCCAUACUGCCUCUAGGCAACGAAUGGCCGCCAUGGAAGGAGCAUCAUCGUCAUCAUCAUCCGCCGCUGCUCCGCGCAAGCACUUCACCCGCGCAGUAGCAGAGACCACAGCGGCAUCCGGCUCCCGGCUUUCGGCCCAGCCGCCAGCAGCCCCUUCCAAUGCCAUCCCGGCUGAUAUCCUGGAGGAUCCGGCCUUGAAUGCCGCGAUUGCCGCCAUUCUACCCUCCAAUUACAACUUCGAAAUCCACAAGACCAUCCAUCAUGUCAGAAGAAAUGGGUCCACUUGUGUAGCACUGCAGAUGCCCGAAGGUCUAACGCUAUGGGCCUCGGGCAUAGCUGAUCUGGUCGAGAGGUUCACCGAGGCGACGACAGUGAUCAUGGGCGAUGUCACAUAUGGGGCAUGCUGUGUAGAUGACUACACCGCUAUGGCCCUAGGCUGUGAUAUGCUGGUUCACUACGGUCACAGCUGCUUGGUUCCUGUCGACCAAACCUCCAUCAAGACCCUUUACGUCUUCGUCGAAAUUGCAAUCGAUCCAAUGCACCUCGGCUCGACCGUGCGAGCCAACUUUCCCAGCAUCAAGGCGCACUUCAGAUCGAAGCUUCUUGGAGCGUCAGAUGCAGAAGAUGAUGUAGAGAGCUCUCCGUCACAGCGAGCUCAUAUCGGCAUAGGCGUCGAAGGCAAUGACGGUUCUGCACAAGAGACCAGCGAUGCGUCAACCCACCUGGCUCUCGUGGGGACGGUACAGUUCAUCAAUGCCUUGCAGGGUCUACGUACCGCCCUGGAGGAAGCCGAGCCGCUCGAUGAGAACGGUGCUCCACUUUCGCAAGCGAAGCUGAAUCCGCUGAUGCUAACGGCCAGCGAAGAUGCUACCACUGCAACGCCAACAGUGCAGAGCUACGCCACAGGUACAUAUAAGAUCACAGUGCCUCAGAUCAAGCCCUUGAGUCCAGGAGAGAUUCUAGGUUGCACAUCUCCACGUCUUCCGUCAGAUGUCGAUGCUGUCAUCUACGUUGGUGAUGGCCGCUUUCAUUUGGAGAGCGUCAUGAUCGCUAACCCUCGGAUACCGGCCUUUCGAUACGAUCCAUACACCAAAAGAUUCGUUCGAGAGCUCUACGAUCAUGCUGAGAUGCGGCAGAUGAGAGGUGACGCUGUCAGGGAAGCGGAGCAGAGCGUCGUCGCAGUCAAGCCUCGCGCUGCAGCCGCUGAAGAGGCCGAAGGGCAGGCUCCAGGAUCGUGGGGCGUUGUUCUGGGCACAUUAGGUCGUCAAGGUUCUCUAUCGGUCCUCAGUCACCUUCGCUCGACCUUGACCUCCCACUCUCCUCCUGUUCCCCACGUACCGAUUCUGCUUUCGGAACUCUCUCCGGCAAAGCUAGCUCUAUUCGGAUCUCAUCUGUCGGCCUUCAUCCAGACAAGUUGCCCUCGAUUAUCGAUCGACUGGGGGAGUGCUUUUCCCAAGCCGCUCUUGAGUCCCUACGAGGCCGCUGUUGCCUUGGGCCGGGCGAAGGGUUGGGAGGAAUCAGUAGAAGGUCUGGGAAUGCGCAGGGACGCCGCAAGAGCCGACGAGGAAGCAGCGACAGCAGCAGCAACGGCGGACCCGACCGCUAGUCAACAAAAGCGAGACAAGAACGACUUUGCAGGCGGCGACUACCCCAUGGACUUCUACGCCAAUGACUCAUUGGGUCCUUGGACGCCUAGGCAUGGUAUGGCCCCUGCCAAGAAGAGUGGAGGAGCAUCGAACCGAGCCUUGCUGAAGAGUCGGCUCAAGGGCAGAAGUGCUGCUGGUGCUGGAGAGACUGGCAAUGCUGCAGGGUUGAAUGCAUCCCUGGCAUCGGUUGCGAUUCGUUGAGGCUGGCUGGUUCCUUCACAUCACUCCAAUGUCGCUGCCAAUGCUCACCCAAUCUGGAUGUCAAGCUCAUCAUGUCAUUACUCUAUACCAAUCCUCUGCUCUUUUUGUGUCUAGUUUUUCACGCCGCCGAACAUGGCCGGACCUCUGUGAUUGAAAGUGGCAAAGUUGGGCCUGGCAUCAAUCUCGUCGAGUGACCUAUGGUAUCAGAAGGGAGGAGAGAGGCGGAAGGAAUGGGCGAUCAGCAUUGCCAUUUGUCUCUAAGAUUCAGCUGCGAAUCCUC
This is a messenger RNA of Microstroma glucosiphilum, 2137 nucleotides long. RefSeq lists its product as hypothetical. The record is from RefSeq and is a predicted model, not a curated record. The transcript has a single exon. NCBI's taxonomy places the organism in Eukaryota, Fungi, Basidiomycota, Exobasidiomycetes, Microstromatales, Microstromataceae. Gene Ontology annotation, molecular function: 2-(3-amino-3-carboxypropyl)histidine synthase activity. Gene Ontology annotation, biological process: protein histidyl modification to diphthamide. The coding region runs from base 34 to 1857 and encodes 607 amino acids.